This is a messenger RNA of Acinonyx jubatus (cheetah), 8447 nucleotides long. RefSeq names its product neuron navigator 1 (gene NAV1). The coding region runs from base 1152 to 7637 and encodes 2161 amino acids. Gene Ontology annotation, cellular component: axon initial segment; microtubule cytoskeleton. NCBI's taxonomy places the organism in Eukaryota, Metazoa, Chordata, Mammalia, Carnivora, Felidae. Gene Ontology annotation, biological process: microtubule bundle formation; neurogenesis; nervous system development. The transcript has 33 exons. The record is from RefSeq and is a predicted model, not a curated record. Gene Ontology annotation, molecular function: ATP hydrolysis activity.
UGGCCGAGAACGCUCUUCGGGUCUUGUCAUUUUCUCUCUCAUCUUCUGCCCCCUCCCCCCACUUCCAUGGGCCCUAGAAGGAGGAGGGGCAGCGGCAAAGUAGAGAACGUGGGAAGAAGUCACGUUAUUUUACUGAGCACCUACUAUUUGCCGGGCACUUCUGGGGCCUCCCCUCUCCUCUGCACCCGAGAUCCAACUCAGAUAGGGGUAGAGAGGAAGGAAGGGUGGGCGGAGUCAGAAGCGGGUUGAGGAGGCUGGCGGAUUCAUCUGCCCCCUUUCAGUGAACCGACCGAACUAACUGCAGCCCGAGGACUUGCUGGGGAGGGGUGGCGGGUCCCCGGGCAAAGGAAAGGCUCAAUUGUGCGAAGGCUUCCUGCCCUGCCAGCUCGCGGCCCCAGCCUAGCUACCAAGCAGCCGCCUUUCUGCGGCUGGGGAGGCGGGACGGGAAGGCGAAGGCAGGAAAGGGUUACGGGAAUAGCUUUCCAAUGACAAAGUCUGGAAGGGACCCAUGCCUCCGCCCCUCUGCGGGUUAAACUGGCACAGUGCGGGGGGAGGAAGACGAGGGCGACCAGAAACACAGCCUGCCCUGCUGCCCGCCCCCCCCACACCCCCCGGUCGCCGGGCACCCCCUCCCCGGGCCCGCGUCGGAGGCAGCCGGCGUGUGCCUGGGGCAGCGGGUCACGAGGCUCCGCCCCCGGCAGCCCGGCCCCGGGGGACGCACUUUGUUCAGGAUGCCGCCUCCCCGCUCAUUGUGGGGCCGGGGCCGGCGGCGGCCCUAGUGUGAGCGCGCGGCUGGAGCGCGCGGCGGACGCCGACCCCCGAGCGAGGGCCGGACCCGGCCCGGGGACCCCGGAGAAACUUUCUUAUCGCGAGGAGAGCGCGCCCGGCCCCGCGCUGCGCUGGGGAUGCGCGGCUCUGCGCGGCGGCGGCGCGGACCGGGACCCGGAGCUGGAGCCGGGGAGGGCAGGCGCGCCGGAACACUCAACAGGAUUUCAAGAGUUGGCCAUGGAAAGGACACGAGAGAGAGGAGAAUCAAAGAAGCAUACAGUCUUUUUUGGAAGAGCACUGCACUGAGAGCCGGGGCCUGACUUUGGAUCCCUCUUGCUCAUCUGUCCAGUAGGACAGUAGUCCUCAUUGCCACCUUGCUCACCAUGAAUGGGAUGGCCAAUGUGAACUCGGCCAGCCGGCCCCACUAUGCCUCCUCCAUACCUGUGCCUCGGGCUGCUUCCCAGACCAGGAUUCAUACACCGGGCGCCUCUCCCCAGCUGCGGCCACGCCAGGCCGGCCUGGCCCUGAGCCCCCAGCGUUCGGCCUCCCCAAGACUGGGCAAAGCAGGAGGCCCUUCCAGAAACUCCUCUCCUAAGGCCUCUCGGGGGAGAGGCUCCCCCAAGACUUCUGGGGCAGGGAGAGAGUCAGCUGAGGGUGGUGAAGGCCUCUCCAGCUCCCCAUGGAGCAGUCCCAGGGCAAGCCCAAAAGCUGCCCUCUCCAGACGGGCUGGGUCCAGAAGAACUGGGGAGACACAAGGCACCCAGGGAAAGAAGAAGGUGGCUCAGGAAGGGAUUCCAGUCCGCCAGACCCGGGGCAGGAGCCCAUCCCGAAUGAGCUCUCAUGGAGAAACUCAAAUACCAGGGGCUCCUGAAGGUCGAAAACCUCCUAACCACCCGGGAAAGGACCAAAGAGAUACAAACUACAAAAGUCCAGGGGUCUCGAAGUCUUUGGAGCCUGAUGCCGGGGCAGCAUCAGGGGCUUCUUCCCCAGUGUGCAGCCCUGUGCAGAGCAAGCGCCCCUCCCCCACCCCAGGGGCCAUCAGCUUCGCCUCGGUCCAUCAGCAGAGUCAGCCAGUCACAGCCACAGUAGCCCCCUUCCAGUACAGGCUUCAGACAGACCAGGAACCUGGUCCCGUCCCCCAGGCUAGCUGGGCCCUCGAUGGCUAUUCUGGCCCCCCUGGUGGGACCGAGGAGAGCUUCUCCUACACAGACGCGCGGAUCGUCCAUGCGCUCCUCGCGGGCAGAAUGCUGGGCAGCAGCGUCAAGAGCGUGCAACCCGAGGUGGAGCUGAGCGGCGGCGGCGGCGGGGACGAGGGAGCGGACGAGCCUCGGGGCGCCGGUAGGAAGGCUGCAGCGGCGGACGGCAGAGGCAUGCUGCCCAAGCGCGCCAAGGCGCCCGGCGGCGGUGGCGGCAUGGCCAAGGCCAGUGCGGCCGAGCUGAAGGUCUUCAAGUCCGGCAGCGUGGACAGCCGAGUCCCCGGCGGGCCGCCCGCCUCCAACCUGCGCAAGCAGAAGUCGCUCACCAACCUCUCGUUCCUCACCGACUCGGAGAAAAAGCUGCAGCUUUAUGAGCCCGAGUGGAGCGACGAUAUGGCCAAGGCGCCCAAGGGCUUGGGUAAGGCGGGGUCCAAAGGCCGCGAGGCUCCGCUUAUGUCCAAGACGCUGUCCAAGUCGGAGCACUCGCUCUUCCAGGCAAAGGGCAGCCCGGCGGGCGGCGCCAAGACCCCCCUGGCUCCCCUCGCGCCCAGCCUGGGAAAGCCGAGCCGGAUCCCGCGCGGCCCCUACGCCGAGGUCAAGCCGCUCAGCAAGGCUCCUGAGGCAGCCGUGAGCGACGACGGCAAGUCGGACGACGAGCUGCUCUCCAGCAAGGCCAAGGCGCAAAAGGGCUCCGGGCCGGUGCCCUCCGCCAAGGGCCAGGAGGAACGCGCCUUCCUCAAGGUGGACCCCGAGCUUGUGGUGACCGUGCUGGGAGACCUGGAGCAGCUGCUCUUCAGCCAGAUGCUGGACCCAGAGUCCCAGAGAAAGAGGACAGUGCAGAACGUCCUGGAUCUUCGACAGAACCUGGAAGAGACCAUGUCCAGCCUGCGAGGGUCCCAGGUGACUCACAGCUCCCUGGAGAUGACCUGCUACGACAGUGACGACGCCAACCCUCGCAGUGUGUCCAGCCUCUCCAGCCGCUCGUCCCCUCUGUCCUGGCGCUAUGGCCAGUCCAGCCCGCGGCUGCAGGCUGGGGACGCGCCCUCGGUGGGCGGGGGCUGCCGCUCGGAGGGGCCGCCCGCCUGGUACAUGCACGGGGAGCGGGCCCACUACUCGCACACCAUGCCCAUGCGCAGCCCGAGCAAGCUCAGCCACAUCUCCCGCCUGGAGCUGGUCGAGUCCCUGGACUCGGACGAGGUGGACCUCAAGUCCGGCUACAUGAGCGACAGCGACCUCAUGGGCAAGACCAUGACGGAAGACGACGACAUCACUACCGGCUGGGAUGAGAGCAGCUCCAUCAGCAGUGGGCUCAGUGAUGCCUCGGACAACCUCAGCUCAGAAGAGUUCAAUGCCAGCUCCUCCCUCAACUCCCUCCCAACUACUCCCACUGCUUCUCGCAGGAACUCUACAAUAGUGCUCCGCACAGACUCAGAGAAGCGCUCACUGGCAGAAAGCGGGCUGAGCUGGUUUAGUGAAUCAGAGGAGAAGGCCCCCAAAAAACUGGAGUACGACAGUGGUAGCCUGAAGAUGGAACCUGGGACUUCUAAGUGGCGGAGAGAGCGGCCCGAAAGCUGUGAUGAUUCAUCCAAGGUUGGAGAACUGAAAAAGCCUGUCAGCCUGGGACACCCUGGUUCCCUGAAGAAGGGCAAGACCCCGCCGGUGGCUGUCACUUCCCCCAUCACUCACACAGCCCAGAGUGCCCUCAAAGUCGCAGGCAAACCGGAAGGCAAAGCUACGGACAAGGGUAAACUUGCAGUGAAGAACACCGGGCUACAGCGCUCCUCCUCUGACGCCGGCCGGGAUCGCCUGAGUGAUGCUAAGAAGCCUCCCUCGGGCAUUGCUCGCCCCUCCACUUCAGGAUCUUUUGGCUACAAGAAGCCUCCUCCUGCCACAGGCACAGCCACUGUCAUGCAGACCGGGGGUUCGGCCACUCUCAGUAAAAUCCAGAAGUCCUCAGGCAUCCCUGUCAAGCCCGUGAAUGGACGCAAGACCAGCCUAGAUGUGUCCAACAGCGCAGAGCCCGGAUUCCUGGCUCCUGGCGCCCGUUCCAACAUCCAGUACCGAAGCCUGCCCCGGCCAGCCAAGUCCAGUUCCAUGAGCGUGACCGGUGGGCGGGGCGGACCUCGCCCUGUUAGCAGCAGCAUUGACCCCAGCCUUCUUAGCACCAAGCAGGGGGGCCUUACACCCUCCAGACUGAAGGAGCCUUCCAAGGUGGCCAGUGGGCGGACCACUCCAGCCCCUGUCAAUCAGACCGAUAGGGAAAAGGAGAAAGCCAAAGCCAAGGCGGUGGCCUUGGACUCAGACAACAUCUCCCUGAAGAGCAUUGGCUCCCCAGAGAGUACUCCGAAGAACCAAGCCAGCCACCCCCCAGCCACCAAGUUGGCAGAACUGCCACCAACCCCUCUCAGGGCCACAGCUAAGAGCUUUGUCAAGCCACCCUCCCUAGCCAACCUAGACAAGGUCAACUCCAACAGUCUGGAUCUGCCAUCGUCGAGUGAGGCCCACGCUUCAAAGGUCCCAGAUCUGCAUCCUACAAGCUCAGCGACCGGGAGCCCUCUCCCUUCUUGCUUCACCCCUAGUCCAGCACCCAUUCUCAAUAUUAACUCAGCCAGCUUCUCCCAGGGCCUGGAGCUAAUGAGUGGUUUCAGUGUCCCCAAAGAGACCCGCAUGUACCCCAAACUCUCAGGCCUGCACAGGAGCAUGGAGUCCCUCCAGAUGCCAAUGAGCCUGCCCAGUGCCUUCCCCAGCAGUACCCCUGUUCCCACCCCCCCGGCUCCCCCUGCUGCACCCCCAGAGGAAGAGACGGAAGAGCUGACCUGGAGUGGAAGCCCCAGAACUGGGCAAUUGGACAGCAAUCAGCGGGAUCGGAACACUCUUCCCAAGAAAGGGCUCAGGUACCAGCUUCAGUCCCAGGAGGACACCAAGGAGAGGCGACACUCCCAUACCAUUGGUGGGCUGCCCGAAGCCGACGACCAGUCAGAGCUGCCUUCCCCCCCUGCACUCUCCAUGUCCUUGAGUGCAAAGGGCCAGCUUACCAACAUAGUGAGUCCCACUGCGGCCACCACGCCAAGAAUCACCCGCUCCAACAGCAUCCCCACCCACGAGGCGGCCUUCGAGCUGUACAGCGGCUCCCAAAUGGGGAGCACCCUGUCCCUGGCCGAGAGACCCAAGGGGAUGAUUCGGUCAGGAUCCUUCCGAGACCCCACGGACGACGUUCACGGCUCAGUGCUGUCCCUGGCCUCCAGUGCCUCCUCCACUUACUCCUCAGCUGAAGAAAGGAUGCAAUCUGAGCAAAUCCGAAAGCUUCGCAGGGAACUGGAAUCAUCCCAGGAAAAAGUGGCCACCCUGACGUCUCAACUCUCUGCCAAUGCUAAUCUAGUGGCAGCUUUCGAGCAGAGCCUAGUGAAUAUGACAUCCCGUCUCCGACACCUGGCAGAGACAGCAGAGGAGAAGGAUACCGAGCUGCUGGAUUUACGAGAAACCAUCGACUUCCUGAAGAAAAAGAACUCUGAAGCACAGGCAGUCAUUCAGGGAGCCCUCAGUGCCUCAGAAACCACACCCAAAGAACUCCGGAUCAAGAGGCAGAACUCCUCAGAUAGCAUCUCGAGCCUCAACAGCAUCACCAGCCAUUCCAGCAUUGGCAGUGGCAAGGACGCUGAUGCAAAAAAGAAGAAGAAAAAGAGCUGGCUUCGAAGUUCCUUCAACAAAGCCUUCAGCAUAAAAAAGGGACCCAAGUCAGCUUCCUCAUACUCUGAUAUUGAGGAGAUUGCCACACCCGACUCCUCUGCCCCCUCAUCCCCCAAACUACAGCACGGCUCCACAGAGACUGCUUCGCCCUCCAUCAAGUCCUCCAACUCCUCCUCUGUGGGCAUUGAUGUCACCGAGGGCCCCGCCCACCCGGUUCCCCACACUAGGCUGUUCCAUGGCAACGAGGAGGAGGAGCCGGAGAAGAAGGAAGUAUCAGAACUGCGCUCCGAGCUGUGGGAGAAGGAGAUGAAGCUCACAGACAUCCGCUUGGAAGCCCUCAACUCUGCCCAUCAACUGGACCAACUUCGGGAGACGAUGCACAACAUGCAGUUGGAGGUGGACCUGCUGAAAGCGGAGAAUGACCGGCUGAAGGUAGCCCCCGGCCCCUCAUCAGGCUCCACGCCAGGGCAGGUCCCUGGAUCAUCUGCUUUAUCAUCCCCUCGCCGCUCCCUGGGCCUUGCCCUCACACAUUCCUUCAGCCCCAGUCUCACAGACACAGACCUGUCACCCAUGGAUGGCAUCAGUACUUGUGGUCCAAAGGAGGAAGUGACCCUUCGGGUGGUGGUGAGGAUGCCCCCCCAGCACAUCAUCAAAGGGGACUUGAAGCAACAGGAAUUCUUCCUGGGAUGUAGCAAGGUCAGUGGAAAAGUUGACUGGAAGAUGCUGGAUGAAGCCGUUUUCCAAGUGUUCAAGGACUAUAUUUCUAAGAUGGACCCAGCCUCCACCCUUGGACUGAGCACCGAGUCCAUCCAUGGCUAUAGCAUCAGCCAUGUGAAGCGAGUAUUGGAUGCAGAGCCCCCAGAGAUGCCUCCCUGCCGCCGGGGCGUCAACAACAUAUCGGUCUCCCUCAAAGGGCUGAAGGAGAAGUGCGUCGACAGCCUGGUGUUUGAGACGCUGGUCCCCAAGCCAAUGAUGCAGCAUUACAUCAGCCUCCUGCUCAAGCACCGGCGCCUCGUCCUCUCGGGCCCCAGCGGCACAGGGAAGACCUACCUGACCAACCGGCUGGCUGAAUACUUGGUGGAGCGUUCCGGCCGCGAGGUCACGGAGGGCAUCGUCAGCACUUUCAACAUGCACCAACAGUCUUGCAAGGAUCUGCAACUGUAUCUCUCCAACCUGGCCAACCAGAUAGACCGGGAGACAGGAAUUGGGGAUGUCCCCCUGGUGAUCCUGUUGGAUGACCUGAGUGAAGCAGGCUCCAUCAGUGAGCUGGUCAAUGGGGCUCUCACCUGCAAGUACCACAAAUGUCCUUAUAUUAUAGGUACCACCAAUCAGCCGGUAAAAAUGACACCCAAUCAUGGCUUGCACUUGAGCUUCAGGAUGCUGACCUUCUCCAACAACGUGGAGCCAGCCAAUGGCUUCCUGGUUCGUUACCUGAGGAGGAAGCUGGUAGAGUCGGACAGUGACAUCAAUGCCAACAAGGAAGAGCUGCUUCGGGUGCUCGACUGGGUGCCCAAGCUGUGGUACCAUCUCCACACCUUCCUUGAGAAGCACAGCACCUCAGACUUCCUUAUCGGCCCUUGCUUCUUUCUGUCCUGUCCCAUUGGCAUUGAAGACUUCCGGACCUGGUUCAUUGACCUGUGGAACAAUUCUAUCAUUCCCUACCUACAGGAAGGAGCGAAGGAUGGGAUCAAGGUCCAUGGACAGAAAGCUGCUUGGGAGGACCCAGUGGAGUGGGUCCGGGACACUCUUCCCUGGCCAUCAGCCCAACAAGACCAGUCGAAGCUGUACCACUUGCCUCCACCUACCGUGGGCCCUCAUAGCAUUGCCUCACCUCCCGAGGAUAGGACAGUCAAAGAUAGCACCCCAAGUUCUCUGGACUCAGACCCUCUGAUGGCCAUGCUGCUGAAGCUUCAAGAAGCUGCCAAUUACAUUGAGUCUCCAGAUCGAGAAACCAUCCUGGACCCCAACCUCCAGGCCACACUUUGAGGGCCCAACAGUCCCUGUUACCCCGGACAGCAGAAUGCCGGCAGGAGCGACGUUCUCUCCUCCUCUCCCCUCUCUUCUUCCAGAGCACUGGCUCUCCAGCCCGAGGAGAACAGGAGGGGGAGGAGGAGGUGAAGGAAGAGGGCAGGUUCUUGGUGCUGCACCUUCAAGAACUUCCUAGGAAGGACUGGUGGGGUGGAGUUUGGAAACUUGUGUCCCCUAGAUCCAUUUACUGGCCUCCUCUCAUGACUUUGGGGAAAAGAUGAUUCUGGGUCUUUUUCCUUGAUUUCUUGUCUCAAUUAGAAACUCCUAGGCUUUCUGGGGAGGGGCUCAGAAGACAUCAGCAAAACCUGCAGCAGUUCCUAAAUGAUUCUCAUGAACAGCUCUGAGAGAGACAGCCCUGUGUGGGGAAACCUGAGGGAGGUGGAAGCUCCCCAGAAUUUCUCACAGACCCUUCCGAGUUCUGUCACAACUGCCAAUCACUCUUCUUCCCCCAGAGAUCUGGCUGGAGCCAAGAAAAAGAAGCAUGUGGUUUAAAAAAUGUUUAAAUCAAUCUGUAAAAGGUAUUUAAAAAAAAAAAAAAAAAAAAAAAGGAAAGAUGAAGCUGGAGAGAGAGGAAACAGUUGCCAAGGUAGAGAGAGCGCUGCCCAUCCCUGGAUAACAUAAGGGAUGAUGACAAGAUGGCUGCCUAUCUCAGAAGUCACCACACCACAAAAAUAACAUUCCAGCCUUCAGAGAAAGACUGCUAGCCGUCUUACACCCUUUAAUUUAACAUGCAUGACAGUCAAUAAACCCUACUUUUUUUAUUUUUUA